This is a messenger RNA of Exserohilum turcica Et28A, 1180 nucleotides long. RefSeq lists its product as uncharacterized. Bases 57 to 1043 code for a protein of 328 amino acids. Gene Ontology annotation, molecular function: aldose reductase (NADPH) activity. Gene Ontology annotation, cellular component: cytosol. Lineage: Eukaryota; Fungi; Ascomycota; Dothideomycetes; Pleosporales; Pleosporaceae. The record is from RefSeq and is a predicted model, not a curated record. The transcript has 3 exons.
UUCCCCCAACAUCUCUUCCUCUUCUCAAGAUACCCUGCAUUUCACACGUUGCAAAUAUGUCUCUCGGAAGAAAGGUCACCCUCAACACCGGCGCCACCAUCCCUCAAUUGGGUUUUGGCACAUGGCAGGCUGAGCCCGGCCAGGUCGGUGCCGCCGUCCUCGAGGCCCUCAAGGCUGGCUACCGUCACCUGGAUCUUGCCAAGGUCUACGGCAACCAGAAGGAAAUCGCAGAGGCUCUCAAGAAGGCUUUUGGCGGCGAGGUGCCUGGCCUCAAGCGCGAGGAUGUCUUCAUCACAUCCAAGCUCUGGAACUCGCAGCACCGCCCUCAGGAUGUGCCAGCGGCUCUCGACGACUGCCUGGCUGAGCUCGGCCUCGACUACCUGGACCUCUACCUUGUCCACUUCCCCGUUGCCUUUGACGAGCGCGGCGAUGUUCACAACAACCUCUUCCCCAUGGAGGGCGAGGAUGUCAAGAUGCUCGACGACAUCUCCAUUGUCGACACAUGGAAGGCCAUGACAGAGCUGCCUAAGGAAAAGGCCCGCGCAGUUGGUGUUUCCAACCACACCAAGGAGCACCUCGAGGCCAUCAUCAACGGCACUGGUGUCACACCUGCUGCUAACCAGAUUGAGCGCCACCCACGCCUCCUCCAGCCAGAGCUGAUUGAGUACUGCAAGGAGAAGAACAUUCACGUUACCGAAUACUCUGCUUUCGGCAACAACAUGCUCGGCCUUCCCCUCCUCGUUCAGCACGACACCAUCAAGGAGAUUGCGAGCCGCGUCGGCGCUACCCCCGCACAAGUCAUCCUUGCCUGGGCCCAGGUGGGCGGCCACUCUGUCAUCCCCAAGUCGGUCACAGCAUCGCGCAUUCAGGAAAACUUCAAGGAGAUUGAGCUCUCGGAGAGCGACUUCCAGAAGGUGGAGGAGAUUGGCAAGAAGGAGCCUCGGCGAUUCAACAUUCCUUACAUUGCCAACAAGCCCAGGUGGCCUGUCAACAUCUUCAACGAGCCUGAGGAGCAGGAGGCUCCCCACAAGGUUAUUGUGUAGAGUUGAGAUGGGCAGACUUUGGUGGUGCAAGGCUUGGUCACCUGAAUAGAAAUUAUACCCUGAUCAACUGUGGUCUUCUGAUUGCAUGUGACGUCAUUGGCCAAAUCAGAUAUGUCGUGUACACUUUUCAAUCCAAG